Molecule: messenger RNA, 2400 nt
Organism: Pelecanus crispus (Dalmatian pelican)
Lineage: Eukaryota; Metazoa; Chordata; Aves; Pelecaniformes; Pelecanidae
Source: RefSeq, a predicted model, not a curated record
CUAGAACAUUUUAAAGAAGUUGAAAUAGCAAAGAUUAAAAUGGAGGAGAAAGUGCAGACCCAGAAAGAAAUCUCUGAGCUACGUCAUGAGUUAGAGAGGACGCAUCAAGCAAAGUCUGAAGCCUUGAUUUCUCGUGAAAAGAAUGCUAUUGAGAGGCUUCAAAAACAACAAGAGAUAGAAGCAAAGGAAGUAUACGCUCAGAGACAAAGUCUACUGAAAGAUAUUGAAGUCAUAAGGACCAGAGAGGCGGAACUGAAGCAAAGAAUUGAGGCAUUUGAAGUCACUCGGAAACUUCAGGAAGAGAAAAAUAAAGCUAUUGAUGAUGCACUUCGGCGUCGGGAGGUUGCUGUGAAGAACAUAGAGGAGACAUAUGACCAAAAGCUUAAGACGGAACUCUUAAAAUAUCAGCUUGAAUUAAAAGAAGAAUACAUAGCCAGAACUAAUAAAGUUACUGAAGAUGAGAAAAAAAAUAAAGAGAAAGCUAUGCUUUUGCACGAAGAAGCCAUUGCUGUUAAUACAAAAAAGGAGGAACUCAAGCAAGCUAUAUCACGCACAAAAGAGCUUGAGCUGGAUUUGGAGUCAGUGAAGGCCCAGGUUCUGUUGGUAAAUAAACAGAAUCAGUUGUUGACAGAAAAAUUGAAAGAGGUAUCAGACUAUCCUUUGCUAAAGGAGGAGAAACUGGAGCUUCAAGUGCAGAAUAAACUACUUAGGCAACAGCUGGAUGAGACUCGCAGUGAGAACCAGCAUCUUCGAGACAAGCUGUCCCAGCCCUCGGCGGAGCAUCUGGCCUGCCAAGUGGAGCUGAGAAGAGUGGAACAUUCUAGGAAGCUGGCACUGGAUGAAUUUGAAAGUCAUAGGCAGAUUUUGGAAAAGCAGCUACAAAGUGAGGUUGAGCGUUGUGCUCAGUUAAAGACCCAACUGUUGGACUCUGAAGCUACUGUCAGGAAGUUAAAUGUGCAGGUUGAAGAACUGAAACUGCAAGUGAAACAAACACAGGCAGCUCUGGAAAAUGAGGUGUAUCGGAAUCCAAAGCCUUCACUUGUCGAUCGCUCUGUCCUUGACUUCACUGGUGACAGAAUUGUACCUCAUGAUAUUUAUGUGGAUAGCACAUUUCUGAAGCAUCAGAUUAUGACAGAUAUGAUGAAGGUAAACACUGUGCCUAGAGUUGGCUAUCGUCAGCAGUUACAGCCACGCAGUGCUUCUCCGGAUUCUGACCUGGAGUGUAUGGCGCAAACCUGGGCUAGAAUAAAAGAACUAGAAAAAGAAGCAGAGUAUUUGGAAGAGGCCUACAGGAACUAUCAACACAGAGUCAUGCAGGGUGCGGCUGGAAGCAGAACACCGAGAAAGAUGCAGUCCCCUUUACUUCUACAGUGUGCUAUUAGUAGACCCCCCUUGACUACCCAGCAUGAACUUUUAGAGGAUAAUCCCAGCUCCCAACAUUCCCCCCUGAGCAGUCCAGGAGGUGAAAAACAUAUCAAAAGAACUGGGCAGGUUGAUGUCUUCAAAAAUCCCUUAACACCACCACACAGAGGAGCAUCUUCUUCAAGACGCCUUUCUUCUACUCCCGUUUCCAAAUUGGAAAGAGAUCUCAGUAGCAAGAAAAAUUCAGAUGACGUCAGUGGCUUGUACCUUGCCUCUUCACAGCAAAGUGUUGACCAGGUGCUUUCUCCUAUUUCAAAGCCACAUCUACUUUCAUCUUCUGAGUCUGUUUCUUCCUCACCAUCCAGUCGUGGCCAGAAAAUCAGACUUCAUAAUCAACAAACAGAUAAACAAGAUUUCAGUGAUAUCCCCAAACCAGAGAAACUAAUGUAUGAGGACCUUGAAGAAUGCAUUUCUUCUCUUGAACAUCAGGGGGACAUUCCAGAGCAGUGUGAAAGUGAUGCCUUGCAUCCAUCUGGGGACAUCGUCAAUGGAAACCGUGUCACAACCACUGUGCCAGCGACAGCCGCUUCGCUGCAGGACUUAACAGUGCUGGAUCAAAGACAGAUUGAAGAACACAACAGAGAAGUUGAGAAAAACUUAGAAGAAGAAAGGCAAGCAAGAGAAGAAAGGAGAGAGAGAGAACAACAGGAAGCUUUGGAAAGUGAGCAAAAAGAAGUGGAAAAGCUUAACAAAGGGUGGAUCCAAGACUUGACGAUAAUAGAUGAAGACAAUAAGGAGGGAGGAAAAUUUGAAAACAGGAAUUCUGGUGCUGAAGGUGACUUUAAGGAUCCUACUCCAAAUCCAUUAGAAAAAUAUAUGAGAAUAAUUCAGCAGAGCAGAGAGCAGGAACUGGCAAUCAAGGAUUCAAAGAAAGAAGAAAUACAAGAAUUAUCACUUACAGAGGGACUUCUAUCUAGUGAAAAGGAUGACAGUGCUACAGGCAUUUCUCACGGAGACAUGGAUGAAAACUUCUGGUGA